Messenger RNA from Epinephelus moara (kelp grouper), 1043 nucleotides. RefSeq names its product low affinity immunoglobulin gamma Fc region receptor II-c-like. The transcript has 5 exons. Bases 1 to 828 code for a protein of 275 amino acids. NCBI's taxonomy places the organism in Eukaryota, Metazoa, Chordata, Actinopteri, Perciformes, Serranidae. Gene Ontology annotation, biological process: cell surface receptor signaling pathway. Gene Ontology annotation, molecular function: transmembrane signaling receptor activity. The record is from RefSeq and is a predicted model, not a curated record.
AUGGAGGUCACCGCUCUCUGCGUCACUCUGUAUAUCAAAGUGUUGAUGCUGCUCUUUGCACAGUUUCACCUAAAUUCAGCUCAGGACGCUCUGAUCGUUCCCACCAAACUGCAGGUCUUUGAAUACAGCUCCGUCUCCAUCAACUGUCAGGGCUCAAACUCCACCACUGGGUGGACCGUCAUGAGGAAGAUAAAGGGAAAGGUCGGUGAGUGUGUGAGCACCUGGCUGACGACACCAGCGACCAGCUGCGCCAUCAAACCUGUGUACUCAACAGACGGCGGAGAAUACUGGUGUGAGGCUGGAGAGGAGAGAAGCAACGCCGUCAACAUCACCAUCACCGGUGGCUCAGUGAUCCUGGAGAGUCCUGUCCUCCCUGUGAUGGAGGGCGACACUGUGACUCUGCGCUGCAGAAGCAAAAUGACCUCGUCUGCCCUCAUCGCUGAUUUCUAUAAAGACGACCUCCUGAUCGGCACCAGCUCCACUGGAGAGAUGAUCGUCCACAGUGUCUCUACAUCUGAUGAAGGACUUUACAGAUGCAGCAUCUCUGAGUUUGGAGAGUCGCCGCAGAGCUGGCUGGCUGUCAGAGCAGUUCCCAGGGAGACUCCGCCCCCCUCAGACGACUCGUGCCACGCUUACCUCGUGUUAAGGACCAUUUUCACCAUUGUAAUGGUGGCUCUGCUGCUGCUGCUGGUGGGACUGCUCCACUGCGGGAAACUCAGAGUCACACAAAGUGUCACUGUCUCACACUCACAGGCAGAGACGACUGCCACCGUGAACAAGACAGGCGAGUCAGUGACGGAGGACACUGAGGGCGGAGUUAGUCUAUAAGAUGAUGUAGUCCAGGUGAUAUGUUGGUGUUUUUUAAUUGGUCGAUACUUCCAUCUCUUCAUCCUGUUUGGGAAACCAUCACCGCUGUAGUGUUUUCAUGUUACUCUCUUCCAUCUGCUUUUCAUGCAGCUUGACUCUGAUGUUUCAGCUCAGCUGUGAGCAACAUGAACACGCGUGUCAGCCUUCAUUAGACGGGUCGUAGAUGUCUUGUGUCU